Molecule: messenger RNA, 5844 nt
Organism: Podarcis lilfordi (Lilford's wall lizard)
Lineage: Eukaryota; Metazoa; Chordata; Lepidosauria; Squamata; Lacertidae
Source: the annotation of a GenBank genome assembly
AUGGCCCUGUGCAAUCCUGAGAUGGCCUUGGCCUCCCACCUGAAGCGCAGCAGUCCGGUUCCAGUCCAGGGCGGCCCGUACUCCACUCUCCACUUCUUCCCUCGCACCAACAGGUCUUUCCCUCUGCUGACCCAAGAGGAGCUGGCAGAGACUCUGGAUGGGUAAGUAGAAAGGUAAAGGUAAAGGACCCCUGGACGGUUAAGUCCAGUCAAAGGCGACUAUGGGGUUGCGGCGCUCAUCUCGCUUUCAGGCCGAGGGAGCCGGCGUUUGUCCACUGACAGCUUUCCGGGUAAUGUGGCCAGCAUGACUAAACCGCUUCUGGCGCAACCGGAUGGAAACCAGAGUGCACAGAAACCCUGUUUACCUUCCCGCCACAGUGGUACCUAUUUAUCUACUUGCACUGGCAUGCUUUUGAACUGCUAGGUUGGCAGGAGCUGGGACAGAGCAACGGGAGCUCACCCUGUCAUGGGGAUUUGAACUGCCGACCUUCUGAUUGGCAAGCCCAAGAGUCUCAGUGUUUAGACCACAGCGCCCCCUGCGUCCAUUCCAAGUCAACUUCCUCAAUGGUCCUCCUCUGGAGAUACUGCUCCUUGAGGCUGCCUUGAAAACUUCUCCCUCUCUUAUCCCUGUCCGAGUAAGUGGACGGGCUGUUGCUCUAGCUGUCAUGAUCCCAGUGGUGUGCAGAAGAAGUGCCCUCUCAACCUGGGGCCCCAGAGCUUGUUAGACUACAUCUCCCAUCAUCCCUGUCUACUGGUCCUGCUAGCUAGGGAUGAUGAGAGUUGUAGUCCAGCCAACUUUUGGGACCCAAGGUUGAGAAAGCCUGCUCUAGGCUGAGGGGGAAAUCGAUGGUCUUUCAAAGUAGACCAGUGUUUCCCAAACUUAGGUCUCCAGCUGGUUUUGGACUACAAUUCCCAUCAUCCCUGACCAUUAAUAUUGCAAGCUAGGCAUGAUGGGAGCUGUAGUCUGAAAAAACAGUUGGAGACCCAAGUUUGGGAAACUCUGGUCUAGGGAAUAAGCCCUGCUCAAAGCAGAAAAAUCUCUUAAACAAGAGCUCAGAGGGUCUGGUGGCUCUAGAACAAUCAUGAAACUGUCAAGAAAGCUUACAACAGUUGGAGUUGUUGCUUUUCAUCUAGAAUUUGCAGGGCAACCAAUAUUUGGAAUAUUGUGUACAGUGCUAGUUGCUGUAUCUCAAAAAUGUAAUGUGCAGUGUGUGUGUGGGGGGGAACAGUGGCGGACUUCAGGCUUUAAUAUUUCAGUGGUGCAGUGUGAAAUACCAAAAUCCCGCCCUCCGCCGCACUCUCGCCUUCCGUUGUUCCUUGUUGUUGCAGCUCCCACUCGGCCCGGUGCCCAGUGAGGGUGAACCGGUUGCCUUCUCCUAAACCUGCCUCUGAGGGGAACCAAGCCUGAGGAGCAUAGGAGCCAGCUCCUUGGAGCCAAGGUCCCUUUGGGGCCCCCGAUAAAGUAUUUGAGGGAGCCGGCCCCCUCCCCCAAGCUGGUGGUCAUUGCCGUUCAAAUGGUGUGCGUGUGCCACUUCUUGUGAUUGAUUUUGUGGUGUGGGGUUUCCUCAGACGUCCCCCCCCCAACCAAUAUCCAGUGUGGCACCUUUGAAUUUCAGUGGCUUAAUCCUAUUUAGUACACCUAGUAUGUGGGGGCUUUUGCAGACCUCACAGAGACAGCAGAUUGACCACUAUUCAGUCAGAAUGCUGGACCUGUAUAGUGGUGUAUAGUGCCAGGAAACUGGGAAUUAUAUUCACAUGUGGUGGGGGUGUAAAUAUGUACAAUGUUUCUCACAAAGGCUGUUUAAGGAAAUAACAGAAAUCACUGGGUUAAAGCUGACCGAAAGUCCAGAGGUAGCAUUAUUAUCAAUUUACGAUGGGGUGGAAGGUUUGCAGGCUGUGAAGGACUUGCUCACAAAUUUAUUGACAGCUGCACGUGUUAUAAUAGCGAGGAAGUGGAAGGGGCAAGCAGAAUAUAAAAUGGAAGAAUGGUAUAAAGAGGUGUGGGGUUAUAGCUAUUAAUGAUAAAUUAACAUGUGCCAUUAAGGUAAGACGGGGAAUACGCAGGAGAAACGAUUUUGAGGAGAUACAGAAGGUGUCUGUAGAAUUUGUACUGUUAAAACGGAAAGGGGUCAAACCAUUGCAAGAGGCGUUGAAAUUUUGGGAGGUUGGAUAGUUACAAUAGAAUGGUCUCGGGGGUGGCAUGCACAUUUUAUUCUUGUUUGUUUAUUAUUAUUACUUUGUCGAAGUAAAAUAAUAAUAAUAAAAAUACCAAAACCACCCCCAACAAAAAAAUGCUGGACAUAGGCCUUUGGUCUGAUCUGCCAGGUACUGUACAGUGGUACCUCGUGUUAAGAACUUAAUUCGUUCUGGAGGUCUGUUCUUAAUCUGAAACUGUUCUUAACCUGAGGUACCACUUUAGCUAAUGGGGCCUUUCGCUGCCGCCGCACAAUUUCUGUUCUCAUCCUGAAGCAAAGUUCUUAACCCGAGGUACUAUUUCUGGGUUAGCGGAUUCUGUAACCUGAAGCGUCUGUAACCCGAGGUACCACUGUAUCUUCUGCUCUUACGACUCAAGCAAUGUGAAUCUGCUCACACUUUGGACCUGCUGGCAGUAAUUCUGUGUCUGGUUCCCCUCCACCUCACUCUCCUCCUGCUAGCAGCCCCUACGACCUGAGCGACCUCCUCAGCCUGGACCUGUUUGAGAGCAGCCACUGCCCCACACCCGACUUGCAGCUGAUCAGGAGGAUCAUCUCGCAGGUGGAGUUCUACCUCUCUGAUGAGAACCUGUCGAAGGAUGCCUUCCUCCUGAAACACGUGCAGAAGAACAGGUUGGGCUUCGUCAGCAUUAAGCUCCUGACCUCUUUCAAAAAGGUAAAGCGGUGGCACUCGGAAAGCAUUCAUGGUGGGAGGGUGGAGCAGCAUGUGUUUAUAUAUAUAUAAUAUUUUUAUUAAUUUUCCAUUUUAUAAUAUUUAAACAAAUCUUCAUUAUCUACUUCUUUUGCUCAUAUGAGCCUGUUGACUUCCCUCCCUCCUGCCUCACGGUUUUUAAAAUAUCAUAGCAUUUAUACAUUUUCUAUUUUACGUUUCACUCAUUCAGAAUAUCACAAUUUUUGAAUAAAUAAAGGGCAGUGACAAAUAUCGUUACAAGUCUUCUUACAACCCUGCUGGUGUUGUUAACUUCUUACAAUGGUCCUUCAAGUAUUGUAUCAAUUUACUCCAGUCUUUUUGGAAAGUUUGAUCACCUUGGUUUCAGAUUUUUCCGGUCAGCUUCGACAGUUCCGCAAAGUCCAUCAUCUUCAUCUGCCACUCUUCUUUCUUUGGUAUUUGUUGUUUCCAUUUUUUGAAUGCGUUUGGAUCCCAAGGUCAAAGCUGCGACCUCUGCAUAGCUGUCAACUUUUUCCUUUUCUUGCAAGGAAUCCUAUUUGGAAUAAGGGAAUUUGCCUUUAAAAAAGGGAAACGUUGACCGCUAUGGACCUCUGUAGCUUAGUGGCCGAGCGACUGCUUUGCAUGGCAAUGAUCCCAGCUUCAGUCCCUUGCAGUUUCCAAGGGGAAAGACUCUUGUUCCGAAUCUCUGGAGAGCCACUGCAGCUCAGUACAGACAAUGCUAAGCUGGAAGGACUAACGGUCUGACUCUGUGUCCGGCGUAUGCUCUGUUCCAAGCCACAUAGCUCUGUGGCAGUGAUCACAUGUUUAGCAAGCUGUGCCUAAGGAAGAUGGAGCUGUGCAAAAUAAUAAUAUUAGCACAGCUCCAUCCCUCACUGUGAGAAGUGAAGAUACAGGGGGAAAGGUAGUGGUGCCCGCCCUGUGGAACGCCCUCCCAUCAGAUGUCAAGGAGAUAAAGAACUACCCAACUUUUAGAAGACAUCUGAAGGCAGCCCUGUAUCAGGAAGUUUUUAAUGUUUGAUGUUUUAUUAUGCUUUUAUACUGUAUGUGUUGGAAGCUGCCCAGAGUGGCUGGGGCAACCACUCAGAUGGGUGGGUAAUAAUAAUAACAACAAUAACAAUAAUAGCAGUUUAUUAUUUAUAUGCCAACCAUCUGACUGUGUUGCCCCAGCAGUGACCGCUCCCCACAUUAACUGGGGGGUGGCUUUUGUGUGGUUGCCCGCAACCCCCCCCAAGACUAUGAGACUCCCAGCAAAGUAGCCUGGCUUCGCCCCCCCCCCUAGCAGGGUACCUGGAGGUACCCACCUAGCUUCGACAAUUAACCAAUCCCGGCUGGGGGCGGGGCAUUGCCAGGGGAGUUGGUCAGGUAGAGUUAGGACCGCCCCACAUUCACAAUAGUGUAGCUUACCUGUUAGUCCUCAGUCGGCUCCAGAUCUUCGCCCAGUGCCUAUGCCAAGGUCGUCCUACAUCUGAAAGUUUAAUAAAGUUGUGGCCAAUUUUAAUCCCAUAACACGUUGCCAGGUGUCAUUAUUCCAUCCGGGGGUUGCCUGGGUUUUGUGGGGAGGGGGUCUCUGCCUGUCUGUGCAAAUAAACAGAGUAAGACAUCAAACAUUAAAAACUUCGCUCUUUGGGGAGGGGGCAUUAUUGGGCAGUUGUUCUUAUUUUGAUUAUGCAUUUUGUGGUUUUAUAUUUUGAUUUCGUUCUGUGAACCGACCUGAGACCUCCGGGUAUAGAGCGGUAUGUAAAAUUCAAUCAAUCUAAUCAAAUCAAUAAUAAUAAAUUUAUUACUUUAAAGAGAAGCAUGCAAAACUGCCUCUCUUUCUCUUCUACUUUCCCCCCUCUUUUUUAACCAGGUGAAAUAUUUAACCAGAGAUUGGCGGGUGACCCUUUACGCCCUGCAGUUUUCGGAGCUGCUGGAGGUCAACGAGGAAGGGACGAAGGUGCGCAGGAAGACCCCCGUCCCCGAACAUCUGGUGAACAUCCCUUCGAGCAAGAUGCUGCUGGCCUGGAACGUCCUUCCGUACGAGCCGGCCACCCACAGCUCUCUCCAGUUCCAGAUGACCUUCCUCAACAACAUCACCAAGCUGUUCAGCCCCUUCGGCGACAUCGCCUCCAUCCGCAUCCUCCGGCCAGGCAAGAAGCUCCCUUCGGAUGUCAGCAAGUGCUCAUCGCGGUACCCAGAGCUCUUGACCAAGUGCUGCGCCGUGGUGGAGUACGACAGCUUGGAAAGCACCCGGAAGGCUUUUGAGGAGCUGGUCCGCAGCCAAGCCGCUGCCUCCUCCCUGAAUGGGGACGCCAUCAAGGUGGUUAGCCUCUCUGGAAGGGGCUCCAAGAAGAAGAGCGUGACCAGUCAGGAAGACGGUGAAGAGGCCGAGGAGGCUGAGAAGCCUGCAAGGAUGUGGAACGGCGCGUUGACUGAAGGCCCUCCGCUUGCCUUUGAAGACUCCUUCUACAGCUCAUCGACCGAGUCUGACGGCACGCCCGUAUCCACUCCCAUCCUGCCUCCGAACUUCCUCUCUGCUCCAGUCUGGCCCACUGCUGGCUUCUGCGCCUCUGCUGGCCAGGCCUUCAAGCCCAAUUUCUUCAGCAUGCCCUGCGCCGGCCCUCGCCCACUCCUGCACAAGCCGCUGUCGUGGCCGCUCUGCUUCCCUCCUCUCUCCGCGCCCAAGCCCAGCAACGGCCCUUGCGGGUUGCAGAAGCCGCCCAACUCCUGCUGGGAGACGAGCGGGCUCGGCGUGGGGGUUCUGUGGCCCCCAAAGCAGCAAGGACCAGCCUGCAGGCAGCAGCAACAGCAACAGCCGCUCCCCUCCCUGAAACCGGAGCCCCUGAGCUCAGCGCCCACUUCCAAAAGGGUGCCUGAAUCACUCAAUGCCCGGCUGAAAGUGAUUCGGCGUCCUCAAGGCCCGGAUGGCACCAGGGGCUUCUACAACACGAUUGGGCGGGGGAAGUCUGUUUUGCGGCACUAA